AAUGUCCUAGACCUCAAAAUAUUGGAAAUCGGGACAAAUCGUGGGGAAUCGGGUCGUUGUGGAAUACCAAUAUAAUGGAUAUUAUCUAAACGUAAACAAAUAUGGCGAUGCGGACGAAUGUGGUUUGUUUACUUUUAUUUAUGGUAAGCAUGCACUGCGAGAAUAAUAUGGUUGCAUCGCAUAACAUGAUCGUGACGAAACGGGAAGUCAAACUCAUAAACGGUCUAGAGAUAACCAUAAAAUCCGAGCUCCUCAAGAUGCACUUCUCGCUAGAACGCAAACCACUGCAGAGCGUCACGAUGGAGUGUCGCAGCCCGGCGAUGACUAUGGUACAAGAACAGUACCCGUAUGCGGAGUACCGCUGGAAACACAACAGCGAGAUGUUUCGGAUACAGCCAAUGAGGAUGGUAGGCCCGGAGGCUGGAUUGAUUGAUAGUGGCACGUACACGUGUGUGAUGGAGCCAAUAUCCGGCCAGCACGUGGUGGUCGCAAUCUACGCUCUGACAGUCGGCAGUCUCACACAAGAGGUUGUCGAGAACGACGACAUAGUGCUCGACGGCUACACGAAGGACUUCGGAAAACUGUACCCAAAAUCUAUCCGAUACUGGAACAAUCCGAAGGGGCAAAGGGUGUAUGAGAAAAAGGCAUUGGAGAGCCGGGAGACCGUCCCGAAAGCUGGCAAGGCGACGGCCGGAAAAUGGACCUGCAUUGUGGAGGACAAGGAUGUCCCGCGUAAGUGGACAACGGUGCGCGUGCACGUGGUCAUCAAACCAGUCCCGUCGAUGUUCGUAAGAGCGCGGAUUUACGUCAAAACCCACCGGAACGAAUCUAUUGCUAUAGCCGCGUGCGCAAUAUUUGUGUUUGUUAUGGUGGCAAACUGUGUUCUGCAGCUGCUAGAAAGAAAACAGAAGCGGUUUCAGGAGGAGAUGGAGAAUAUGAAAUCGGUUCUUGGACUGAAAGACAAGGACGAAGAAGAUUCCGAUGAGAAUAUUGAUGAUGUCACGCCGCUGAUUGCUAAUGACAAGAAAAACAUUGUUUAAUACUUGAAUUUUAUAAGUUGCGUGUUUUCAUUAGAGUAAAUGAACAUUUGAUAAGGUACUGUGAUAAAAUCACAAGGGACUGUACGACUUUAACUAAAAUUAUUACGCAAAUCCACUCACGGAUAUUCUUGAUAUCAGUUGGCUGUUAAAAUAAUGUAAUACGCAUUUAUGUUAGCAUUUUAAGUCUUAAAUAUAUUUUUUGUUUCAGAUAAUUACCAAGUUGAUUUACUUUGGCAUCGGAAUUUAAAGCAUUUAUUAAGAAUAAAGUUUUAUUCCGAAUUCUACAUCACAGUAGUACAUGUAUAUGAGAAGUACACUCUGCAUACUGUGGCAUUGUACAUCGCGCUUUGACUCGGUCGCUAUUGCUACAUGCCCGUAUAUUACACUUAGCAUUCAAUCUAUAGGCGAACAUUGAAUACAUAUGUUUAUAAUGAAACAUAUUCAAUAUCAUACAGCUGUUUUAUUGUUAUUUAGGUCCACAGUAAUAAUAUUUGUCGGCGUAGUGAAAUAACCCAUUUUUUUUUACCUUACUCGACCUGUAAUGAAUCCUUGAGGAAAUGUCCCGCUUAUGGGCCCAAAUGGAUACAUGGGAGUUUGGUACUUUACAUUAACAGAAAAUUCAACCUUUUUUGUGAAGAGUAGCGUAAACAAAAUUCUCAUUUUGCAUGGGCUAAUUUGAACACUAUAUGGAUGCGCAAUUGCGUUUGCAACGCAGUAAACUGCGUGUUCAGCGUGAAACUAAUAAAUGAGGCGAUAAUCAUGUGAUAUUAAAGAUGGCGACGUCCAUGCCGAGACAUUAUUUAUGUCGUAUUAAAAUUCACUUCAUAUCUCGACACAGACGGGGUAAUCACGUGGUAGUCAAAAUGGCGACCUCCAUGCUCAGGCAAGUAUUUUUCGCCGUUUUAUACCAUUUAUAACUUGUAUUAAUUGUUUAAAUGCCGCUCACUUUCCAGCCACAUCAACAAGAAAGUUACAAGCGUUUAUUUCGCAUUCAUAUUUGCUCUUAAUCGCGUCUUUACUCAGUGCAAAAUUUCUAAGCGGGAUGACCUAAUUACAGAUUUACUUAGAACAUUUUCGGGGAGUAAAGUAGAGAUAUAAAGCGAAUUUUAGGCAUGGACGUCGCCAUCUUGGCUUUCACGUGAUUACCCCCCCCCCCCCCCAAUAGGACUACGCGGGUAAAGCAGUCUCUCACUCAACUCUAGAAAUCAAAACAGUAUGUGUGUCGACAUAACUCGCUGCAAAUUUUCUUAGUGGAGCAUUAGGAAAUUUGCCAUCGGCAUGGCUGCUUUAUACUCUGUGAGUAAGCGGUGCGGGGGUAUUUUAUGUCGCGUUAUUGACAAAGCUCUAGUUUAAUCAGCAUUUAUAAUUUUGCUCUUUAAAUAUUUUACAUAUCAAAUGUUUUAAAAUGUGUUCAAGUUGUACCGUUUUGUGUUGUUGCGUAAAUAAACGAUUCGUAUGAA
This is a messenger RNA of Dreissena polymorpha, 2500 nucleotides long. RefSeq lists its product as uncharacterized. The record is from RefSeq and is a predicted model, not a curated record. Lineage: Eukaryota; Metazoa; Mollusca; Bivalvia; Myida; Dreissenidae. The transcript is spliced from 3 exons. The coding region runs from base 102 to 1040 and encodes 312 amino acids.